Molecule: messenger RNA, 1740 nt
Organism: Dreissena polymorpha
Lineage: Eukaryota; Metazoa; Mollusca; Bivalvia; Myida; Dreissenidae
Exons: 13
Coding region: 34-1740 (568 amino acids)
Biological process (GO): proteolysis
Molecular function (GO): metalloendopeptidase activity
Source: RefSeq, a predicted model, not a curated record
UGUAUCGGCGGCAGGUAAGAACAGAUCCACAACAUGGACUGCAUGGAGUUAUUGUGCAUUAUGUUCUGUACUUUUGGGACAAUUCAUGCUUUGAAUCAGGCCGUAUGGCUUGAGGAUAUCACCCAGAACGCCAAGACGCGCAAUCUGGACCUGGGGUUGCCUGAAACUCUUCAGUUCAAGCUGAGGCGCACCGGGCAACAGGAUUUGAUCUUGAAACUCGUGGAAAACAAGCGACUGAACCAGAACGCUCCGGUUUACGAGGUCCACACAGAGAAUGGUCAAAAUAAACUGGUCAAAAAAGAAACAGCGCCCAUAACUGAUGUGAAGUUCUACCACGACAAGGAAAAUGGUGGUUCGUUCAUGGUUGAAUGCGCCAAGAGAUCAAAGGGCGCGUGCCGACGAACACUGACUGGUAGCUUGGAGAUUGACAAUUACGCCUUUGAAAUCAACCCGACGCGGGAAAUGUUUGUGUCAAGGUCACUGGCCGGCAACAAGCUUAAUCCCCAUAUGCUUUCCAGGGUGGUAAAUCGCACAGGAAAGCGUAUUAUUAGCGAUAUUGCUAGACGGGAUCACAUUAGCGAAGACGCCCCAAUACCGACGAGCGCCCCAGACGACGUGGACCUUUACCAUCCCAAGCCCGAACGUGGUCGUGAUGACUCUGCGGUCGUUAAUGACAUUGUUGGAAAAGAGCUUGCCAAAGAAUUACGACAACUCUUGAUGAAGAGCGAGUUAGAUGCCUUUUCAGAGAAACUUCAUCUUCGUCGUCAGAAGAGACAAUCAACCAAAACGUACGCCCUGGAAAUCCUUGUCGGAGCUGACCCUUCCGUCUGGAAAAAGUACUAUGCAAAAGCUGUUGAAACGGCCACUUUGACUAAGGAUCAGGCAACUGAGUUGUUCAUCCGGAAGCGUUUCUCUCACAUCAUUAACGGGGUGAGUCUUCGCUAUGAAAGCAUCGAAGAUCCUGAGUUGAAUAUUUACGUGACUAUGACUGGAAUCAUCAUUUACAAGACGAUUGCUGCAAACAAUCCGUUACCGAAUGCGCAAACGGUGGAGACGGUUGAGGGGAGGGAGGUUGCAGAUGGUGCAUUCUACAUCGAACAACUGGCCGGCUGGCUUGCGGGUCUCUCUGGCACACCCGAUAAUGAUCACGCUAUGGUGUUUACCGAAUACGACAUAUACUCGACUGACAAAGAUUCUGGAGAGAGAUCGUACGGCUUGGUAGGGAUGGCUUGGUUGAACGGCGUGUGUAACAGAGAUCGUGUGUCCAUUCAAGAGGACGACGACUACUACACAACGACAAGUGUCGCUGCGCACGAAUUAGGACACAACCUCGGUUCCGAUCAUGACGGCGAAAGAAGUGUUUCCGUUGCCUCGGCUUGUUCCGCCGACUCAAAGUUCAUCAUGGCCCCGUUUGUGUCCUCAUUCAAUAGCAGCGAUGAGUACACGGUGAACCCCUGGCGCUUCUCGACAUGCUCCGUAAAGCAGUUCAAAAAUUAUAUCAAGUCUCUGGGUACUAACAACUGCCUGCUGGACUCUGGAGACGCCACGAACGAGUACAAAAUCCACUCGACCAAGCAACCCGGGGAGCUGCACUCGCCCACAGAACAAUGUCAGCUCGAAUAUGGAAUAAAUUCGAAACUGGGAUGCGAUCAGGUAAGGUAUAAGAGAGGAUAUAACGGUGUAAUACUGUUUAAUAUAUACACCGGAAAGAGAGGCUACCUCUUUCAAAUUAUCUUGUAA